Molecule: messenger RNA, 1356 nt
Organism: Plutella xylostella (diamondback moth)
Lineage: Eukaryota; Metazoa; Arthropoda; Insecta; Lepidoptera; Plutellidae
Source: RefSeq, a predicted model, not a curated record
UAUUUCCCAUGAAUGAACCGCCGACUUUACCUUCGAGGUCACGGAACAGUUUUUUUUACCUGGAUCGUGAUGUAAUGGCCCCACAGCGCUUAGUGCAGAAAUAACUCAAUGAGAGUCGCACUCUCCGUGUUGUGUUUCAAUAAAACAAAACACAUUUGACUAAACUUGAUUUGGCGGGUCAAUUAAUUUGAAUUUAAUCGCGCAACCAUGAUUAACCGUGAAGUGAACGCACACAAAUAAGUUCAGUGUAUUUACGCACGCGCCCCAAACCAAAACGUCGUGAGUUGAGUGAUGUAAGACUAUUUUUGUAGUUAACCUUAUUCUACUCGUCUAAAGUGAAUCAUCAAGAUUUCUUGUACAGUGUUUUUGAGUCUAGCGUGUACCUACAAUGCGUUCAAUAAUUAAAAAAGAAGGAGUUAACGAAAUAUUAACCGUUUAUUUAUAGGACACAAAAUGAUGUUAUUGAUGUCACCGAGUCAAAGUAAACAAAAUCGAUAAGGAUGUCUCGAAUGGACUGUGUGUCAUAUAGAUGCGAGUGAAAUGGAUAACUGUUUCGCGGCAUGCGGGAGCGAGGGGGUCACCACAGCUGACUUGGACCGAUUCACCGACAAAAUAGAAAAUGUCCUCAACGACGAAAAGGGAAGGCGCCUCUUUGCUGAUUUCAUGUUCAGCAGUAAAAUGAAGGAUGGACGACGCACUCUAGUUUUCUGGGAAAAAAUCGAGAAGCUACUGGCCGAUACUGAGUCCACUGAAGGCGCGUCGUACCGCAGAUACCUGAGGAAAAUCGAUAGUCUGAUGGAUGAGGCCGAAAGGAUAGAAGAACUGGAUUUCGCAACCAUGGAACGACUAGCCGCCGCACGGGAUUCAGAGAGUAAAGAGGACAUAAUUGAGGCUUUGAAAGUAUUAAAAGUAGAAGCAACUAAGGCUCUGAAGAGGGAAUACAAUGCAUUUAGAAGACAUUACGUCAAUGUGAAAUAGUGAAGAAAAUUUUAUUCCUGCAAAUAAGUGCCUUCCAUUACAAAUAUGUAUUUGAAAAUUCGCGCCGAUACUGACUAUCAAAAUGGCAAACAUUUCGUGUUGGAAUUGCAACGUAAUACAAGCUAAUCGAUAGUCACAACAUUCCCACCCAUUUAUUACCGCGAAGCAAGAUUUACUAGACACUAUGCAGUCCGAUUACUGGAUAUGGGAGGUCACAUUAUACACGAAACUUAAACUUACUACUUAACUUUAAAGUGGCCAGUCAGACAUUUUGCUAAAGUUGUGUUAAAAACACGAAAAACACAAAGAAAAGCCUCAGUGUUAAAAUAUGCAAAGUGCACAUGUUUUAAUUAUUAAAUAUAUUUUUAUGUUUGCAAA